AGCAAGACCACACGAAUUACUUAUGGAGAGUAGCACGGCCGAUAAACCGUUGCACCACCCACCUGUAUCCCAUCUACCUGGCGAGCACCACCUGAACCGCUCUUCCCACUCUGCCUUUCCACCCAACCCUCGUGCUUUCAGCGUCAAGAGUGAGUCCGUGCCCAAAAGCACCUUGAUCUUCACGCAAGAAUGCUCGUGUCAAUGUUCCGGUUUAUCUUCUCUCGACGUUAUGUGCCAGUCCUCAACAAGACCCCAAGCGAUCUCAGCGAGAAAGAGUUCGAUCUCGAGUCUACAGGCUCCGAGACGUCCGAGGCAAGCACGCUUACCGGCAGUGACAAGCCGUCCUUUAAGCCAGAUUCGCGAAUCAUCUCCGAUGCCAUAAUUGGCCUCUCAGACGGCCUUACUGUGCCAUUUGCUCUCACAGCUGGACUGUCGGCUCUGGGAGACACCAGGGUAGUCAUCUAUGGCGGACUCGCAGAGCUCAUCGCGGGAGCCAUAUCGAUGGGCCUGGGAGGGUAUCUGGGGGCUAAGAGCGAAGAGGAAUCUUACCACGCCACGCGAAAGCAGACAAAGGAUCAAAUUCUGAACAACCCAAUCUCCCUCUCUGAGAGUAUCUCAGCCAUCUUUGAGCCUUACAACCUUCCAGAACCCCUAACAGCCGACCUCACUACUCAUCUUGAAAAGUGCGACCCAGACAAGAUAGUCAACUUCAUCAUGUCCUUUGAGUAUACCCUUCCUGAGCCUGCUAGCUCCAGGGCCUUCACCUGCGCUCUGACGAUUGCCCUCGGGUAUUUCAUCGGAGGAUUCGUCCCGCUCCUACCUUAUUUCUUCACCGAUAACAUCACCAAAGCCCUGGUCUGGUCUAUUGGGACAAUGGGCCUUGCUCUGUUUCUGUUUGGAUACGUCAAGACUUGCGUGAAUGUUGGGUGGCACCGCCGCAGGCACAUCUGGCAAGGCGUGCUUGGAGGGGCUCAGAUGGUUUUCGUCGGUGGUGCAGCUGCUGGAGCGGCAAUGGGCAUCGUGCGAGCAUUUGAUUAUCAUCCUGUAAGGGACUAACAGGCC
This is a messenger RNA of Cladophialophora immunda, 1062 nucleotides long. RefSeq lists its product as uncharacterized. Gene Ontology annotation, molecular function: manganese ion transmembrane transporter activity; iron ion transmembrane transporter activity. Lineage: Eukaryota; Fungi; Ascomycota; Eurotiomycetes; Chaetothyriales; Herpotrichiellaceae. Bases 190 to 1056 code for a protein of 288 amino acids. Gene Ontology annotation, cellular component: fungal-type vacuole membrane. The record is from RefSeq and is a predicted model, not a curated record. Gene Ontology annotation, biological process: intracellular manganese ion homeostasis. The transcript has 2 exons.